AUGGGCGCCACUAAGUCGAAACAGAAGAAACAGAAAUCCCAGGAAGAUACUCUAUCUGUGGAACACCAGCAAAAGAAAGCAAAGAUGUCUACCUGCAGAGAUCCCAAGUAUGACUAUCCCCGUUAUACACAUAAGGAAUACCUGCGCGAAAUUCGUGAGAUGAAAUACCUGAUCGAGGCAGGUAUGUUGGGCUGGCCCGGGCCAGGAAACAAAGAUGACAUGUUUCAUACGCUCACAUUCACCGUGGAUGUCCAAUCAUUUGUCAUUGAACACGCGAAAGUCAAGCCUGAGGAUGUGGACCAUCUCUCCGACACCCAGAAACAGACCAUCAUCAGCCAUCUCGCGGGAUACUGCGUGCAAGAGAAGUGGGAGGUCCUUAUGGGGCUCCUUCCAGAUCUGGUUCGAGAGAAAGUCCUCGAGGUAUUUCUCGAAACUCUGAUUUACAAAGACAUCUUUGAGAGGUUUUUCGUGAACUUUUUCUGGUACUUCGACGGGAAAAUGUCUCCGACAGACGAAGGAGAUGAAACGUUCACUGCACGUCUGAAGCAUCUGUAUGACCAAUUCUAUGCCACCAACCCACUUAUGGCGGCACUAUGGAGAUCCGAAACGAACCGCCUUGCAAACUCGACGGAUAUACGCAAGGCAUCGGACACACUACUUGGAACUUACCAUCUAGAUCGCCGCCAGUCAUUCAUCGGUCAAUUUGUGGAUAAUGCUCUCUCCAGUGAGCCUAUCCGGUGGCUACUUAAAGAGACAUCAAGCACGGAGGAGGCAGACCGUCGGCACAAGGACCUUUGCCGAAUUUACCAUAUGGCAAUGGAAAGCGCAGCAGAAUUGGGAAAUAUACGAGGCCACAUUGACUUGGAAAUGCUGGCGACGUUGCCUAGGACCUUCACCUCCGGUGAGAGGAUGCAGUCGCAUGAAUACAAUUUACUACAGGAGGAUAGCAACCUUCUAGAUGGUCAACGGAUCUUGAUGGUUGUUUACCCAGGGAUAGUUCGCAGAUACAUUUGUGCUCUUGAGAAGUAUGUCACUGAGUACAGCACCGCAGCAUACGUUGUGGUUGAGGAGCAAGCUCAGUAA
This is a messenger RNA of Penicillium roqueforti, 1083 nucleotides long. RefSeq lists its product as uncharacterized. Lineage: Eukaryota; Fungi; Ascomycota; Eurotiomycetes; Eurotiales; Aspergillaceae. The record is from RefSeq and is a predicted model, not a curated record. The coding region runs from base 1 to 1083 and encodes 360 amino acids. The transcript is spliced from 3 exons.